AUACAUGUCUUCCAUGCUGUUUUUGUCAUAGCAACCCAGAGGAUGAGGUUCAUAAGGUAUCAACAGACUGUGUUGCUCUGGCAUGGAAAAUGAAACCAGAAGGAAGUGUGUUUAUUAAGCAAGACAAAUAUGGCUGGUUACAUCAUGUGGCAACAGUGGAGAGGAAAAACUCCCCUUUAGAAGAAGAAACCUCCAGCAGAACCAGAACCAGAACCUGCCUCAGUUCGAGUGGCAAGACAAACAGGCAAAAACAAACAGAUGAACUGAUGACUUUCUCUGGCUAUGAAAAAUAAAAAGUUAAUAACAGAAGAGGGAGACGUUCAAAAGAAUACAUUCAGGAUGCACUGUACAUGACUUACCUAAAAAUGAGCAACAAAUCAUUAAAACAUACAAAGUUUAGCCAGAAAGACGAACAUUACUCCCAAAAGAAGGUUUAUUUAUUUCAUUAGUUCCUGUGUGUGUCAGAGAAAAUAACGAGUGUUUCCCUUUCCUGUUUUUUUCCUGUGCGGUCUGAAGGCACACCUCUACUCUGAAGAAGACCCACCCUGAUCACCGGCCAGAAACUCAUCAGAGAUCUUUCUCUUGUUAGAGUGAAGCAGCAUGGCAUGUUUGCUAUCUUCAGUAAUCUAUGAAAACAAUGAAGAGAAAAUAUAAUUUCACAAUUUAACAUAAAAUCCAAACUACAGUUACACACGUGCUCCCACAGAGACCCAUGUUAUAGCAGUACUUGUUCUGGACGGAUCUUCUAAGAAGAGAAACAGCACAAACCAAAGGACCAUGUUACACAUAAAGGAAUACUUCACAGAGGGACUGAUUCAGAUGGCCAUCCUGUUGAGUCUCUGUAGAGUCAGGGUGGAUGUGGGACUGGAGGCGUUUAUGCCUCCAUCCUGGUGUGAGCUGAUUCUGGGUCCGUCCUCUGCGCUGACACACACAGAGAUCCUGAACCUCCGCAACCGGUACAGCCUGCACCCCAAGACGGUGGAUCUGGAUCAGUUCUUCACAGCGCGCAGGCUGUUGGGCUGGGUCCGCUCUCUGGACCGGAUACAGGUUCCUCAGGCAGAGCUGGAGACAUGGCUGGUCCAGCAGGAAGCAGGUCCUCUCUCUGGACGAUUUCCUGACCAGAACUCUCUGAUGGACAGAACACCGGGUCAGGUAGAGAGAGUCCAAAGUGAGCCAACGAUGGAACAAGGAGAAGUUCUGGAUGGUCUGGAGGACGGAGAGCAGAGAACUGAUGUUGACAGAAGUGAUGAAUCCUUCGACAUGCUCCCUGAAAAUCAGCCACUGGGCCUCGACCUGGAACUCCAGUGGCAGGAUCUAAUGGACAUCCUGGAGCCUGAGAACACAGAUGUUGAAAUGAUGACCUGUUCAAACCGCAGCCCUGACUCAAGAACACCUGCGACUGCACCAGGUGAUGGGUCUGAAGCUCCGCCCCCAUGUCCCAGCACCCGUCCUGGGACAGAGCCUCUCACAGGAACCUUCUGGCAGCAGGAUCUGUUUGGGACUGCUAACCAGCUGGAGCAGGAGCCAGUUCUGCUACCAUUGACUCCCAGUGAUGAACUGGAUGAGGACGGUUCAGUGAUCAACACAGGCUUCACUUUGGAGAACUCCAGGAUGGACUCCUGGACAAUUCCUUCAAACUACACUGACCUACUGGACGAAAAUCCUACAGAAGACACUGACGAAGGAAUGAAUGGUGGAGAUAACUUGGCAGCCUUCAGCAUGAACCUGCUGACUCGGGACAUUUCUCCAUUCAGCUCAGACUCUCCUUCAUACGAUCUGAAAACUCCUAGUGUCAGCCAAGCAUCCGGAGGGAAUGAUCUGGACCAGGACUUUGGACGAACAUCAUCCAGUUCCUUUGUGUUGGCUGAGGAAGAUGCAGACGGUUUUCCCAGCCACAUCAGUGACCUGUUGAAGGAUUUGAACAUCUUGGAAGACAUUCAGUUGUUGGCUGGAGAACUGGAGGAGGGAUUCAGUCCUGAGCUGGAAGCCAGAUCUGGAGAGGAAGAGCAGCUACACUGUGAUGGAGUCCAUCAGGUAGCUGACAGAAGAGGCAACUGGAUGGAAGAUCAGGAGCAGAGCAGCAGACUGGGAGAUGUCUGGGCGGAGGCGGAGGUGGAGACGGACUCAGACUCUGGCCUGUCUCUGGACUUCAUCCACAGCCCUUCUUCCUCCUCUUCUUCUAUUGUUUCUGAAGGCUCAGCGGACGAUUCUUCUUCAUCCUGUGCGUCGGCUGUAGGGAAUGUGUUUUCUGACGAGGUGGACAGCAGUGAUGAGGACGGCUCAGCUGGAUCUCAUUUAGAAGUGGAGGUGACUAUUAAGCAGGAGGAGGUGGAGGAGGACAUGGGAGCGGUUGGAGGACAUGGCGCACCACGGUUCCCUGCUAACCAUGAAGAUUCCAAACUAUUUCCAGGCUUUUCCUGGCUGGAACACAUCGACCAUGAUCACACCUACAACAACCCGCCCCUGUCCUCGCUGUCCUCUCCAGCUCCUGGGACGAUGUCCCCCAUACAGACUGAAUCAUCAGUGAGGGCCGGCAGAGCCAGGCCGUGCCGCCACUCCUCCUCCAGCCUGGCUCCAGAAACUAAAACCUGGAGCCGAGACAAGGAGCGAGCCCGGGCCCUCAGGAUCCCUUUCUCCUACCAGCUGAUUGUUAACCUGCCUGUAGAGGAGUUUAACCACCUGCUGAGUAGCGGCCAGCUCAGCCAGCAGCAGCUGACCCUCAUCAGGGACAUCCGGCGGCGUGGGAAGAACAAGAUAGCUGCUCAGAACUGCAGGAAGAGGAAACUAGACGUUCUGCUAGCGUUGGAGGAAGACUUGAAGGCCCUGAGACUCCAGCGCUCAGAGCUGCUGCAGGAGAAGCGGAACAGCCUUAGGCGCCUGCAGGACAUGAAGAGCAGAUUUGGGAGGUUGUACCAGGAAAUCUUCUGCCAGCUGGCGGAUGACAACGGCAGGCCGCUGGACGCCACUGAGUACACGCUUCGUUUUGGACCUGAUGAUACAGUUACUGUGGCGUCAGUCAGAGCCAGUCAAAGCAGAAAAAAACACAGAGGUGUGAAGAAGAGGAGGAGCUGAAUAAGAACUGAUCAGGUUGGAACCGGCAGGAUGAGCUUCCAACAAGGACCCGGCAAAGCAUGAAACACUGACCCUCCUGACCUCUGGAUGACCUCAACUGUACACAACAGAUGUAAACCAGGGCUUCUAAAAUUUUCCAUUUCAAAAUGUUAUGCUUUUCCAGACUCAGUUUCUUGUAACUUCUGUUGUUUUUAAACAACAUUGUAGAAACUUGAGUAUAAAACAUGUCGGUUUUCUCCUCCUGAAGGAACAGAGCUAAAUCUGGCUUCUGCUCAUUAAGGAGUAUUUUUACUGUUUUUGGUAUUUGGACAAACUAAGAUCAAUUCGAAUCGUUGGUACUUAGAAAAUCUGUGAACUGGAUUAUGCUUGAAUAGAUACAAAUCUGCUACAUCAGUUUUUAUCAAAUGAUAUCUCAAUGACUUGGGGUUAAAACAAAAUUAUUCAGACUGAAGAAUGAUGAUUCUGAUGUUCUGCAUGUGCAUCUUCGCUUCUUAGUGUAACGAUUUCAUACACAAGAAGAAGACAUGUUGCCUUAUGGAGAACAGAGAAUCCCAGCCUUGGCCGGAGCACCGGUCAUCUUCUGUUGAACAGAAGGGGGCGCUGGUCAGCAGGCAGCGGACCACAGGUGGACGUCACAGCGAAACAAAGAGAAGCUUUUCACCGGCACCAUUUUGUAAAGACACUAAAGGUGUAAAGUUCCCAGCGCAGCCUGGCGCCGCCCUGCUGCCUCACCUUCAGCACAAAGACUGAAACUAUUGAAGAUCGAAAAGGACUUGAAAUUUUGUAACUUUUGUUGUAUUAUACUUUUUUUCCAGGAUGUUGAUUUUACCUGUAUUAGUUCUAUGUAAAGAACAAUAAUGCAUUAAUGUAUUCAGAAGUGGUGGUUGGGUCUUUUCUGCAGUGAUCUGCAAGAAAAUCCUGUCAAGAAAAGAAAUGUGUAGAAAUGUGUUCAUACAAAGUCAGAAGUCAUUUGUGGUAAACAGAAAAUCCAAAUAUACUUUAUUAAGUAUAAUG
Molecule: messenger RNA, 4086 nt
Organism: Xiphophorus hellerii (green swordtail)
Lineage: Eukaryota; Metazoa; Chordata; Actinopteri; Cyprinodontiformes; Poeciliidae
Gene: nfe2l1a
Product: nfe2 like bZIP transcription factor 1a
Exons: 6
Coding region: 778-3072 (764 amino acids)
Biological process (GO): regulation of transcription by RNA polymerase II
Cellular component (GO): nucleus
Molecular function (GO): RNA polymerase II cis-regulatory region sequence-specific DNA binding; DNA-binding transcription factor activity, RNA polymerase II-specific
Source: RefSeq, a predicted model, not a curated record